This is a messenger RNA of Amborella trichopoda, 554 nucleotides long. RefSeq names its product DNA-directed RNA polymerase subunit beta. NCBI's taxonomy places the organism in Eukaryota, Viridiplantae, Streptophyta, Magnoliopsida, Amborellales, Amborellaceae. The record is from RefSeq and is a predicted model, not a curated record.
GGACCACCCUUUGAACUUCUUAUUUGUAAAUUUUUAAAAAAAAUGGAGAGAAAAAUAAAGGGAAAAGAAUGGCCCUCCAGUUCACAGCUGGACAUCUGAAGCUCAAAUGCUUGCCGAUUUUGGUUACUAAUCGGCGAUUUAAUAGCUUGGAGAAGCAGCACAAGAGGAGUGGAUAUACGGUUUCAGAGAGGAGAGAAGGAGACGGCCGCCCAAUUCCUCAGCGAUUUCCAAGUAAGGCCUUGAUUGCUCGAACAGCCAUUGCAGUAUUUGCCCUGGGUUUCAUUGACGCUGGGUAUAGUGGUGAUUGGUCUAGGAUUGGGGCCAUUUCUAAGGAAACUGAAGAGCUUCUGAAAGUUGCUGCUUAUUUGGGGCAGAGGAGGAAGAACCGCAUAAAAGGGAAGGAGAAUGGCUCAAAUGUAACAAUAUAGCAGUCACAAGAGUUAUUUGACAAAACUUCAGGAUAAAUGUAAGAACUUGAAGUACUGGGAAAAAUCUCACACGAUUGAGCAAGGAAUGGUAGUGAAUUAAAUGCAUGAAUAAAAAAGAAAUGAGCA